Saccostrea cuccullata (small rock oyster) is the source of this 630-nucleotide messenger RNA. RefSeq lists its product as uncharacterized. The record is from RefSeq and is a predicted model, not a curated record. Bases 155 to 607 code for a protein of 150 amino acids. NCBI's taxonomy places the organism in Eukaryota, Metazoa, Mollusca, Bivalvia, Ostreida, Ostreidae. The transcript has 9 exons.
CUGUGACGUCAUAAUAGAGACGGCGGUUUCUAGCUCUUCGAUCGCAAAAAAAAUUGUGAUUUGAGAAGCAUUUUCCCAAAAUUCAUAUUUCUGAUUUUUGGAUACAGUAAUAUUUGCUGCCCGAAGAAGUAGUUGUCUUUGGAGUAAAUUUAGAAUGGAUCAAAACGCGGGUCCAUCAAUGGAGAGGUCCUAUCCGGGAAACAACGAGAAUGAUGAAAACGAAAUGAAUGGUCACCUUCCUCAGAAGAAAGAACUGGGCAAUAAGGCGUCCAUGAUGAUUAUAAUGGUCGAGCACAAUGAAUCCGACGAUGAAGAUGAAGGCCCGGAAGAGCUUGACGAGGAGACGGUGUCGAGCCUGUGCAGCUUGCCUAGAGAGAUUGCCUUGACUCAACAGGCUAGACAGCUAUCAGAAAUUAGUAUGAAGGAAGCCCUUGCAGAAGAAUUAUUUGAAAAUGAGAUUCGGCGAAUGUCCCUCAUUGCCAUUCAUUCAGCCUUUUCAGCUGCUGUGAUGUAUCAGUCCGACGAGAAUCGGCCAAAGAAACGCAAGCCAAACAUCUUCCGAAGAUUUUUCUCCUGCUGUUUUUCCUGUAUUCGUAGAAGAAAUUAAUAAACUAUAUAUUUUUCUGAAAA